CCGGAGGCCAAACAGGGGCGUACCAGAGUGCAGCUGUGUCGCAGUCAAACCAGUCCGGGUGAAUAAGUGGGUGAAAGGUCCAGCAGUCAGAAGUGACAGCAGCUCACAAACACACCUCAGAGAGACACAUAUGCACAGUAAAAAUGUCCAAACAGCAGCCGAUCAGUCCCAUGAAGAACUUCUUCGCAGGAGGUUUUGGAGGCAUUUGCCUCGUCGCCACCGGACAUCCACUCGACACCAUUAAGGUGCGUUUACAGACUCAGCCCAAAGCCAAACCUGGAGAGCGCCUCGUGUAUGCUGGAACCAUUGAUUGUUUCAAAAAGACCUUAGCCAAAGAGGGUGUGAAAGGACUCUAUAAAGGCAUGGCGGCCCCGAUCAUUGGAGUCACACCCAUGUUUGCUGUCUGUUUCUUUGGAUUUGGAAUGGGCAAGAAACUACAACAGAAAACCCCUGAUGAUAUCCUCACGUAUCCACAGCUGUUCGCUGCAGGGAUGUUGUCUGGUGUGUUCACCACGGCCAUCAUGGCUCCUGGAGAGCGCAUCAAAUGCCUCCUACAGAUCCAGGCAGCAUCAGGAGGAGAGGUGAAGUAUGCGGGACCCAUGGACUGUGUCAAACAGCUUUACAGACAGUCCGGGAUCAGAGGAAUCUACAAAGGCACCGCUCUGACCCUCAUGAGAGAUGUUCCAGCGAGUGGGAUGUACUUCACGUCCUACGAGUGGUUGAAGAACGUCCUGACACCAGCAGGGAAAAACCACAAUGAGCUCAGCGUUCCCAGUGUGCUGUUUGCUGGGGGGAUGGCGGGGAUCUUUAACUGGGCGGUCGCAAUUCCAGCUGACGUACUCAAGUCUCGCUUCCAGACAGCUCCUGAUGGAAAAUAUCCAAAUGGUUUUCGGGACGUUCUGCGGGAGCUGAUCAGAGAGGAGGGCGUGGGCUCUCUGUAUAAAGGCUUCAAUGCUGUCAUGCUUAGAGCUUUCCCUGCAAACGCAGCUUGUUUCUUAGGAUUUGAGUUCGCAAUGAAGUUCCUGAACUGGUUAUCACCAGAUCUGUGAUGAAGACCCGGCAUCGCCUUCGUAUGUGAAUCCCAGGAACAGAACUGUUAACACAACGCAGUUAUUGGCAGUACACACACACACACACACACACACACACACACACACACACACACACACACACACACACACGUUGAAUCACAAAGAGAUUUUAACAGUUUUCCAAUAAUGUGUUUAUUAAUUAUCUUUGAGACCUUGUGGUACUGUAGAGCCUGUGGAUCAUUCAGACCUGCACAGGGUUCAGAACAGAGAUGUUGUGAUGACUCGGUACACACACACACACACACACACGCACACAGUCUCACUCCUUUCUGUUUUACUUGUUUACUUUAAAUUGUGUAGUUUUUUAUAUAAGAAAAGGAGUGAAGAGAACAUGUCGUGCCUUACCUUUCUGUUAUCUGCGAGCAGGUGUACAUAUCAGGGAAAAGGUGCUUUAUGUUGUUCUGUGUGUGUUCAGUCUCUCAGCAAUACACGACUUUCAAACUGCUUCCUGUGAGGUCACCCUCCACUCAGUGACCACCGAUGCUAGCUACACUUUCUGUUUGUGUUAAUGUGAAAUGAUGGGAGUAGUCAUAAUGAGAUUGAUUCAACAGUUUAUGAAUGUCAACAUGUAAAGAAUUAAAAACUGAAUCCAUAUUUAGAAAA
Molecule: messenger RNA, 1694 nt
Organism: Cottoperca gobio
Lineage: Eukaryota; Metazoa; Chordata; Actinopteri; Perciformes; Bovichtidae
Gene: slc25a20
Product: solute carrier family 25 member 20
Exons: 10
Coding region: 144-1049 (301 amino acids)
Biological process (GO): carnitine transmembrane transport; mitochondrial transport
Cellular component (GO): mitochondrial envelope
Molecular function (GO): O-acyl-L-carnitine transmembrane transporter activity
Source: RefSeq, a predicted model, not a curated record